CGUGCGCCCCCGCGCAGCUCACCCGCCGCCUCUGCCCGGAGCCCGUCCAGCCGCCGCGCUGCACGCCCGGAGCGCGCCCUCUGCCCUCGAAGGGACAGGGGGUCCCGCCACUAUUAUGUUGCCCGCCAUCUACACGGCCGUGGCGGGGCUGCUGCUCGUGCCGCUGCUGGUGAACUUCUGCUGUCCGUACUUCUUCCAAGACGUGCGCUACUUUCUGCGGGUGGCGGGCGUGGCGCGACGAGCACGCAGCUAUGGGCAGCGGCGGCCGGUGCGCACUUUCCUGCAUGUCUUCCAGGAGAAGGCGCGCCAGACCCCGCACAAGCCUUUUCUGCUCUUCCGCGACGAGACGCUCACCUAUGCGCAGGUGGACCGGCGCAGCAACCAGGUGGCCCGCGCGCUGCGCGACCUCCUCGGCCUGCGCCAAGGAGACUGUGUGGCGAUCUUCAUGGGCAAUGAGCCCGCCUACGUGUGGCUCUGGCUGGGAAUUGUCAAGCUGGGCUGUGCCAUGGCGUGCCUCAACUACAACAUUCGCACGAAGUCCCUGCUGCACUGCUUCCAGUGCUCCGGUGCGAAGGUGCUACUGGUCGCGCCAGAUCUACAAGCAGCUAUUGAAGAGGUGCUCCCAACCCUGAAAAAAGAUGACGUGGCCGUCUAUUACAUGAGCAGGACCUCUAACACGGAUGGGGUCGGCACUUUCCUGGACAAAGUGGAUGAAGUGUCAACUGAACCAAUCCCAGCGUCGUGGAGGUCUGAAGUCACUUUUUCUACGCCUGCCAUCUACAUUUAUACUUCUGGGACCACAGGUCUCCCGAAAGCUGCAAUGAUCAAUCAUCAUCGUAUAUGGUAUGCAACUGGCAUUGCUCUUUCAAGUGGGAUUAAGAAGGAUGACGUAAUCUACACCGCUCUACCCUUGUACCACAGUGCUGCACUUUUGAUUGGCGUACAUGGAUGUAUCAUGGCUGGUGCUACUCUUGCUUUACGGACCAAAUUUUCAGCCAGCCAGUUUUGGGAUGACUGUAGAAAAUAUAACGUCACUGUCAUUCAGUAUAUUGGUGAAUUGCUUCGGUAUUUAUGCACCUUACCCCAGAAACCAAAUGAUCGUGAUCAUAAAGUGAGACUUGCAAUAGGAAAUGGCUUGCGAGGAGAUGUCUGGAGAGAAUUCAUCAAGAGAUUUGGGGACAUUCACAUUUAUGAGUUCUAUGCUGCGACUGAAGGCAACAUUGGCUUUUUGAAUUAUACAAGAAAAAUCGGUGCUGUUGGAAGAGUAAACUACCUACAGAGAAAAGUCAUAGCUUAUGCACUGAUUAAGUAUGAUGUGGAAAAAGAUGAGCCUGUCAGAGAUGGAAAUGGAUACUGCAUCAAAGUUUCCAAAGGUGAAGUUGGACUCCUGAUUUGCAAAAUCACACGACUUACACCAUUUGCUGGCUAUGCUGGAGGAAAGACUCAGACAGAGAAGAAAAAACUGAGAGAUGUCUUUGAAAAAGGAGACAUCUAUUUCAACAGUGGAGAUCUCUUAAUGAUUGACCAUGACAAUUUCAUCUAUUUCCACGACAGAGUUGGAGAUACAUUCCGGUGGAAAGGAGAAAAUGUGGCCACUACUGAAGUGGCAGACAUACUAGGACUGGUUGAUUUUGUCCAAGAAGUGAAUGUUUAUGGAGUACCUGUGCCAGGUCAUGAGGGUCGAAUAGGCAUGGCCUCUAUUAAGAUAAAGGAAGACCAUGAAUUUGAUGGAAAGAAACUCUAUACGCACAUUGCCGAUUACCUGCCCACUUAUGCAAGACCCCAGUUUCUAAGAAUACAGGAUGUCAUUGAGGUCACCGGAACUUUUAAACACCGCAAAGUGACCCUCGUGGAAGAAGGUUUUAAUCCUGCGGUCAUCAAAGAUGCCUUGUAUUUCUUGGAUAACAAAGAAAAAACGUAUGUGCCUAUGACUGAGGACAUUUACAAUGCCAUAAAUGAUAAAACUCUGAAACUCUGAAUAUCCCUAGGAGAACCACUCAUAAUAUUUGCAGAAAGAAACUGAAUGGACCUAGUACAGCCACUUGAUAUAAUCCAAGUUUAAUUUGAUUGAAGAUUGUGAGGUGCAAUUUUUUAUGCAUACCAAUAAGGGGAGACUUUUUAAAAUUACAUCUGAACCUUUACAAGUGAAAACAUUUAGAGAUAAUUAUUUUUCAAUUUGCAUCUACUCUUUGUACUUGCAAACUAAGCUUGUUAGGGGAAGGUGUUAUUUUUUUUUAAUAUAUAAUAAAAUAGAUGAACGCCAACAU
This is a messenger RNA of Talpa occidentalis (Iberian mole), 2267 nucleotides long. RefSeq names its product solute carrier family 27 member 2 (gene SLC27A2). NCBI's taxonomy places the organism in Eukaryota, Metazoa, Chordata, Mammalia, Eulipotyphla, Talpidae. The coding region runs from base 116 to 1978 and encodes 620 amino acids. Gene Ontology annotation, cellular component: endoplasmic reticulum membrane; endoplasmic reticulum lumen; peroxisomal membrane. The transcript has 10 exons. Gene Ontology annotation, biological process: very long-chain fatty acid catabolic process; long-chain fatty acid import into cell; bile acid biosynthetic process. The record is from RefSeq and is a predicted model, not a curated record. Gene Ontology annotation, molecular function: long-chain fatty acid transmembrane transporter activity; phytanate-CoA ligase activity; long-chain fatty acid-CoA ligase activity.